AUGCCUGAAGGAGCUGACGCCGAGCCAAAGGACGGGUCUCCCGGCGGGGCCAGCCCUCCGGAGGCCGACGACUUGGGGCCCAAGCGGCUAAAGGUGGAUCUGGCGGCCAGCGUGGGGCAGCAGGAACGGGCGGAUCGCGACAAGCUGGACUUCGAGGAGAUCCGGCGGAUGGUUUUGGAGGAUGAGAACGGCCCUGCGCCGCAGCUACGCACACGCGUUGACCUGGGGUCCGGGACGUACGCCCAGGCGGUGGCGCCCGACGCGGAGAAGGUGUUCGUCAACGUUGGGCUGGGGUUUCACGUGGAGUGCGAGUGGCAGGACGCGGAGAGGAUAGCGCAGCUGAAGCGGGAGGCGUUGGACGCACGGGCCAACGAGGGGGAGGGGGAGGCGCGCGGGGGCGGCGGAACGGUCUGCGAUGGCGAGAAGUAG
Molecule: messenger RNA, 429 nt
Organism: Ostreobium quekettii
Lineage: Eukaryota; Viridiplantae; Chlorophyta; Ulvophyceae; Bryopsidales; Ostreobiaceae
Source: the annotation of a GenBank genome assembly